AUGAAAGCACUGCAGAUCGCCGCCACCGGCAUGAAGGCCCAGGAACGGAACGUCGAAGUCAUCUCGAACAACGUUGCCAACAUGAGGACAACGGGUUUCAAGAAACAACGGGCGGAUUUCCAGGAUCUUCUCUAUCAGAACCUUCGCAGGAUGGGCACCGAGACCUCCGAUGCAGGAACCAUAGUUCCAACCGGCGUUCAGAUCGGUUCCGGUGUAAAGAUCGCGUCGACCGCGCGUAUCAUGUCCCAGGGUUCUCUUGAACAGACAGGCAAGGAACUGGAUGUCGCCAUCCGCGGCGAAGGCUUUUUCCAGAUCGAACUUCCGGAUGGAAACACCGGUUAUACGAGGGACGGCUCAUUCGAACGCGAUGCCGACGGGCAACUGGUCACCGUUGACGGUUACACCGUCAAUCCGGGCAUAACGAUUCCGGACGGCACCCAGGACAUCACAAUUUCAAACACUGGCGAAGUUCAGGGCAUCAAUCAGACCGGCGGCACCGUUACGCUCGGACAGAUCCAGCUUGCCCGUUUCGUGAACAAAUCAGGCCUGGAAGCCAUCGGCGACAACCUGUUUCUGGAAACCAAUGCGAGCGGCACGCCGCAAACAGGCAAUCCGAACGACAGCGGCUUCGGCAAUGUUCAGCAGUACUUCCUUGAAAUGGCAAACGUGGACGCGGUGACCGAAAUCGCCGACCUGAUUUCCGCGCAACGUGCCUACGAGAUGAAUUCAAGGAUCAUCAAGGCGGCAGACGAGAUGUACUCAACCACCGCUAACCUCCGUUAA
Messenger RNA from Effrenium voratum, 783 nucleotides. The record is from the annotation of a GenBank genome assembly. Lineage: Eukaryota; Dinophyceae; Suessiales; Symbiodiniaceae.